AUGAUGAAGUACUUGGAAAAGAAGCAAGAGCAAAAUAAGGCACCAAGCCCUUGUUUGCCCAGACAUGCUCUGCCCACAACUGCCACUCCAUCGCCCAUCUGUUUGCUACUAGAGGCUAUAGAUCACAUUAAAGUGGGCUCUUACUAUGAAAUCGACCGCUCUAAGCUCCCUCCCAGAACCACCCCAGAACAGCUCAAGGCGGUUCGGGUCGUCAUGGUGAGUGAGAAGGGUGCGCUCAAAGUGGCUUUGAGGUUCCCAAGCAUUCACUCUCUCCACACUCACAUCACCGAAGGAGGCUACGCAAAACCAUUGGCCAAGCAGAUUCCAGCGCUUAACGAGAAGUACGUGAUGCCAGCAGAAAUGGCUUCAGAGGUGCUUUACCGGAGAAUCCCACCUCAGGAAAUUGCAGAUCGGAGCAACAUUUGGAGCUUCUGGGCUGCUACACCCUCUGCGACAAAUUACCAGAGAAUAAGCUCUUCACCGAGCCCAGCAGUCAGCGGUGAGGUCAUGAACAGGAAUGUGGUUUCCAAAAAGGGUCCAUGCUGGUCGGAGCUAAAGUUCACUGGGAUGGUGACGUGGGGUAAGCGCCGGCAGGUUCGGUACCUGCGCAGGCACGAGCCUUCACCGAGCUCUAGUACUGACGAAGAAGAAGAGAAGGGGAAGGAGCUAACAGAGCUAGAGGAAAAUGGUGAUGAUUUCUAUGUGGAUGAUGAGAAAGCAAUAACUGUGAUAGAGGAAGAUGAUGAUAUUGAAGAAGAAGAAGAAGAUGUGAAAACAGAGGACGAGGCUCCUCCUGUUGUGCCCUGGAAGAUGAACCUUAGGAGUAGGAAGAGGAAGCGCCAAGAUCACCAUACAAGGCCCAAGAAAACCACAAAGAAAUCAAAAUCUAUAACAACAAGUCAAAAGCAGAAUCAAGUUGUAGCAGUUCCCGAUCGGAGUAACAAGAAAUUGGUAAAACACACAGUGGCAAGAUGGUCUGCAGGGAGGUACAAGGCUGCAGAAGAAAACAUGCUGAGGGUGAUGAAGGCCAAGGGUGCUAAAUUUGGGAGCCCAAUACUGAGGCCAGCGCUGAGGUCUGAGGCAAGGAAGCUGAUUGGGGAUACGGGUUUGUUGGACCAUUUGCUCAAACACAUGGCGGGCAGGGUCGCGCCAGGUGGAACCGAGAGGUUUAGGCGGCGCCACAAUGCAGAUGGAGCCAUGGAGUAUUGGCUGGAGAGUGCUGAUCUGUUUGAUAUCAGAAAACAAGCUGGGGUUCAAGACCCUUAUUGGACCCCACCACCUGGGUGGGAGCCUGGUCAUGAUCCCACUCGAGACCCCAUUUGUGUAAAAGAGAUUCAUGAGCUUAAGGAAGAGAUAACCAAGAUAAAAAGGGUGGUUCAUGUGUCCAAGAAUAAAGAGGAUAAUCUAGCUUUGGUGACCGCGUCAAAUUCUUGUUUGACAAGUCUUGACUGGGAACAUGAUGGUUCAUUGAUCCACCAAAAGGAGUAUGCAGUACUGCUAACAAUGCAGCAAAAUAAGAUUAGAGAACAACUUACGGAAAUGUCUCAAUCUCUGUCUCGAAUGGAGGAGGAGCAUGCAGAGCAAAUCCUUAAGAAAACUAAGAUGGAAGAACAACUAAUGGAUGUUUCUCAAUCUUUGUCUGAAAUGAAGGAACAAAUUGGGAUCCUGAAAUCAAGCAGGGAAGAACCACUAAGUAUCUCAGACGCAGCACGGCCAUCAGACACUGAUCAAAGAGCAGCGACAAUAUCAAAGGGUGGGGAGCAAGAAGAAGAAGAAGAUAAGCUUGAAGGAAGAGACAAUAAUGCAGCAGCCACAGCAACUCACGAGGACAAGGCAGCCAAAAUACAGAGACUGAGGAGUGGUUUCAGGAUAUGCAGGCCACAAGGGUCCUUUCUGUGGCCAAACAUGGGCAUCUCUACCCCACCCUCAGCCUCCUCAUCCUCAGCCACCCACUUCAUCCCUAUACCUCCUCAGCCCCAGUCUGGGUCUCCUGUCAAGCCUGUAGCUGAGAAGCGCCCAGUCAACACCGCCACUUUAUGCAAAGUGAGCUAUAAACCCUCUGCCUCUCCUCCUAUUUUUCUUCCACCUGGGCCCCCCUCCAAGAGAAGUGUCACCGUCACCAACACCCUCCUCAUCAACCUUAAUGAGCUCCCCAACUCUAACCCUAAUAACGUCCAAAACGCCUCUGAAACUAGCACUGCAUUGUCUAGGACCCUCACCUACCAGAGAAGACACCAUCAUCAUCAAUAUCCACGUAUGUUGAAGGCUAAGACAGAGGACGGGGAAGAUGGAAAUGCAAACAAUGAGUCUUCUCAGCAGCAGCAGCAUGAUGAGCCGACAAGGUGGUGCUCUUCUUCAUCUCCUUCCACUACUGCCAGUGCCACGUGGAUGGGACAGAAAUGGUGGCUUGAUAUGGCAACUCCUAGCCCUUCUGUGGACAACUCUACCAAGGGUUGA
This is a messenger RNA of Prunus mume (Japanese apricot), 2457 nucleotides long. RefSeq names its product SWITCH1 (gene SWI1). The record is from RefSeq and is a predicted model, not a curated record. Gene Ontology annotation, biological process: meiotic cell cycle; reciprocal meiotic recombination; meiotic sister chromatid cohesion. Lineage: Eukaryota; Viridiplantae; Streptophyta; Magnoliopsida; Rosales; Rosaceae.